Mucor mucedo is the source of this 3425-nucleotide messenger RNA. RefSeq lists its product as uncharacterized. Gene Ontology annotation, molecular function: protein binding. Lineage: Eukaryota; Fungi; Mucoromycota; Mucoromycetes; Mucorales; Mucoraceae. Gene Ontology annotation, cellular component: transcription factor TFIIIC complex. The record is from RefSeq and is a predicted model, not a curated record. Gene Ontology annotation, biological process: transcription by RNA polymerase III. The coding region runs from base 17 to 3370 and encodes 1117 amino acids. The transcript is spliced from 11 exons.
CUUGCUUAUUUCAACAAUGGGAAGAUCAACAAGAUCCACAGCAGAGAAAGGAAAAACCAAAGAAACCGAUGCAGUCUCAAAAACAGAGGCAUUUUCACAACUUCUGAUGGGAGGAGAGGAAGAAUUUGACGAGUACCUGGGUAAAAACGAAACUUUAGACGACGACGAAGACGAAGACGAGGAACCUAUGAGUACUAUGGUCCCUCUUCCAGGAUAUGAAAACGACGGAUUCGACGACGACGACGACGACGACGAUAAUGAUUCGCUUGACGCUUGGUUACAGGACGAUGAUCAAUAUAUUGACGAUAACGAAAUCACCGAGCAAAUGAAAAAUUCGGCCGCAAAGCGUUCAAAACUUAAAACUGGUGGUCAGGAUGAGAUGGAAAAAGACAUGGAGGAUUUCGAAAACAAUUUGGCUUUAACCUCUGGAAUCGGCCUCAAAAACUUAGAUAAAGGAGCCAAGAAAAGAACAAUGACAGGUGAACUUCGUUUAACUGACGAUGUCAAACGAAAAUUGGGUGAAGCAAAUGGACUAUAUAUUGCACGAGAUUAUGGUGCUGCUAUUGAUAUUUUACAGGAAGUUAUCAAAGAUAAUCCAAACGCUCAUCCUGCUUGGAACACUCUCGGGCUUGUGCAUGAAGAAUUAGGAAAUAAAGCCAAAUCUCUACAGUUGCGUAUGGUGGCUGCACAUAUGUGUAAUGACACUUCUUUAUGGAAAGAAUUGGGUCAAAAGUCAAUCGAAAAUGAUGCGAUUAAGCAAGCUAUUUAUUGUUUUACAAAAGCAUUGAGAUUGGACCCUACAGAUGUAGAUGCAUUAUGGGAUAGAUCUUUUCUUCAUAAGCAACUUGGAAGAAGUGCUGAUGCACAGGCUGGUUUUACGAGCAUUUUGGAACUGAUGCCUCACCACUAUAAGGUUAUCAAUGAGUUGGCACAACUAUAUCGUGUACAAGGUAAAACUAAGGAAGCUAUUCAGAUGUACGAGGAUGCAUUUGUGUAUCAUGAUGAAAAUGCGGACGAGGAUAGUGACGAUGAGGAUUUGGAUGAGGAGAAUGAAUUUACCGACAAAUUGGGUUAUUCAGAAAUCAAUAUGUUGAGUGAGCUGUACCUCAUUUUAAAUGAUUACCGAAAGGCCUUAGAUACAAUUAAGAAUGGUGUAAGAAAAAUUCAACGCCGACAAGAGGAAACUUGGUGGUUAGAACAUUUGGAUGACGAUGAUGAAUAUUUGGAAAAGGAUGAUACCCGAUCUGAUUUUCCUAUCGAAUUACGUGUUAGAAUGGGUGUUUGCAGAGUAUACUUAAACCAAGUCCGAUUAGCAACACAACAUUUUCAAUUUUUGUUACAAUAUCCUGCUACAACAUAUCCCGAUUUACAUCAAGAUAUUGCUUAUGCUUACUACGAUAAGCGCCACUACGAUCUUGCAAUUAAAGUAUUCCAAAGAAUCAUCGAUGCUUCUGCUGAAGUUGAGGUAGAUUUAUUGAUUCGUACAGCGGAUUGUUAUCGUGAAACAGGCGACCUAGAAACAGCUGUUAUUUUUUAUGUCAAUGUAUUGGAUGAACAACCUGAAAACUUGGAUGUUAUGAUGUCCCUCGCUACAGUUUACGAAGAACAAGGAAAGGAAGAAGAGGCUCUUCAAUUGGUAGACUUUGUAAUGGACAAACAUCGUCAAGUACGUAAAGCUAAAAAGGCCGAUUUAGAAAAGGAAAACGAAGUUGAUGUGGAUGUAGUUUUAAGUGCAGAAGAAAAAUUGAAACAAAUGCAAAUUGCCAGAAAAAGCAAAAACAAAAAAGCCUCCAUUUUCGAUGAAGAGAGGAACCAGACUAAAGCCGAUAAAACACGUCAGCGUCAAGACGAUAAAAAGAGACAAAACGAGGAGCAAAAUUACAUUAUCGCUGGAUUGUUUGAAAAAGUGGACGAGUUGGAUGAAAAGAUUGGUGGCGAUUUGGUGAACGCUGACAAAUCCUUAAUUCGUGAAUACCGCAAAUGCGGACAAGAACUUUGGGAGGAUUUCGGGUCCACUACUGCCUUCUUCCCUCAGUUAAGAUCCCAAAAAUUUCAAGGUUUUUAUGCUUUGCGUAAAGGAAAGAAAUCCAAGAAAGCUCAAGAUGCAAACAAUGAUAGUAUAAAUGUGGAAGCUCAUCAAAUGGCGAGUAGACUCCGUAAGCGAGUCAAAACGGAGAAUGAUAUGGAUAUAGAUACGGCUGAUUUAGAUGACGUCGAAUUGGGGAUUUUGGAAGAAGAAAGACGAAAUCAAAGAUUGCUUGAGGCUUCUCAUUUCCGUAAUAUCACAUUUGAUCGUUGGCAUAAAGUUUUCAUAAAGUAUGGUUAUGUUUUGGCAAUUACUAAACAUACAGAGGAUGCAUACGAAUUGCUGAAAAAGUUGCUUGUAGCUAAUAUCUUCUACCACGAUGUUGCAAAAAAAACAGCACUUCAUUUAGCAUUGAUCGGCUGUGGUUUGAUAUCCGACAACGAAUAUAUCACACAAGAAGGCAUGCGAUGGAUGUGCAAUUUCUACCAAUUUAAAAACGACCCAUUUAGGCUCUAUACGGCUGUCAUCAGUAGCGGAAAAGAAGCAACUGCCUAUGCUUCUGGUAAUCAAAUGAAAUAUGUUGCUCGUAUUAUUAGACUGAUGGAUGCUAUUGUGGCUCAUGGCAGAAAGAAAGAAUCUAAUGGGGAAGUCGAUCAAAUGGAGCAGGAUGAAAUCCGCGAAUUGGAUAAUGCUAUCAUAACAAUGAAUGUCGAUCCUUCGACAGCUCAAGAACAAAACAUCCGUAGAUUUUAUCAUGCGCCCACUGAGAUUAAGCGUGAGCUUAGUAACAGAGUUAAUGAUCAUACAAUCAAAGAAGCCAAUCCUAUCAUCUUGACAUUAUUGGGACAGAUUAUGAACCUUUCUAGAAACCAUGUUGCAUCUACUCUUUUCUAUAUGAGAGCUUAUGCGAUCGCCCCCAAGGAUCCUUUAAAUACCUUGUCGCUAGGCCUAGCUUUGCUCCACGCAUCAAUGCAACGUAAAACAGAUAACAGACAUUUGCAAGUGAUGCAGGGCUUUAUGUUUGUUAUGGAGUAUGUUAAGUUAGUAGGCUAUUGUCAAGCAUCAGAAUAUAAUUUAGCUCGAGCGUUCCAUAUGAUUGGUUUAACUCACUUAGCUGUCCCACACUAUGAAAACGUGUUAUGCUUACCAUCUGCAGCUAAGAUGGGUACGGGGAAGACAAAGCCGAUAGAAGAUGUAUAUACAUGGCCCACGGAGGAAGAAUUUGAUGAUGAGGACGACACAGAUCUUUCCCGCGAGGCUGCUUAUAAUCUUCAUUUGAUUUACAUCACAAGUGGCUCCAUGAAUUUAGCUCAAAUUAUCAUGAUGAAAUAUUGUUCUGUUUAAAUAUCCCCCAAUCCCUUACUUUUCUUUCCAUUUAAUAAAUUAUUCAUUGCAUAAC